Anguilla anguilla (European eel) is the source of this 1589-nucleotide messenger RNA. RefSeq names its product branched-chain-amino-acid aminotransferase, cytosolic-like. Gene Ontology annotation, molecular function: branched-chain-amino-acid:2-oxoglutarate transaminase activity. The record is from RefSeq and is a predicted model, not a curated record. Gene Ontology annotation, biological process: L-leucine biosynthetic process; L-valine biosynthetic process. Lineage: Eukaryota; Metazoa; Chordata; Actinopteri; Anguilliformes; Anguillidae. Gene Ontology annotation, cellular component: mitochondrion. The coding region runs from base 129 to 1292 and encodes 387 amino acids. The transcript has 11 exons.
GCAUAAAGCUACGUGGGGGCGGGUACAACAGCCUGGCAGCGCAGCAACUUCAAGCACAAAAAAGAGGAUGAAAGCACCUUUGGGAUCUCUUUGCUCCGACUUCUACUCCGGCAUUUGCUGCUGUGAUUAUGGCCUUAAGGACGGCACUCCAGCGCCUGGGACAGCUGCCCCACCUCCGUCUGGAAUCCCUGAGAUUUUCCAGCUCAUCUUUCAGGGCUUCAGAUCUCACCAUUGAGCGCAACAAGUCAACUAAACCCAAACCUGAUCCUUCUUCCCUGGUGUUUGGCGAACACUUCUCUGACCAUAUGCUGACCAUCUACUGGUCAGAGAGCAAGGGGUGGGAUGUACCCCAGAUCAAGCCUUUUGGAAACCUCUCGCUGCACCCUGCCUCCUCUGUACUGCACUAUUCCACAGAGUUGUUUGAAGGAAUGAAGGCAUUCAGAGGCGUGGACAACCACAUUCGCCUCUUUAGGCCCACGCUGAACAUUCAGAGGAUGCUCAGGAGUGCAAAGCGGAGCUGUCUUCCUUUGUUUGACCAAGAUGAGAUGCUGGAGUGCAUUAGAAAGCUGGUGGAGGUUGAUCAGGAGUGGGUCCCUUACAACACUGAUGCCAGUCUGUAUAUUCGUCCCACAUUCAUUGGCACCCAGCCCUCCCUGGGGCUGUCGAAGGCUCGACACGCAAUGCUGUUUGUUAUCGUUAGCCCUGUGGGGCCAUAUUUCUCCACGGGUGGCUUCACUCCAGUGUCUCUGCUCGCAGACCCCCGCUUCAUCAGGUCCUGGAGGGGUGGAGUAGGAGCAUUCAAACUGGGGGGGAAUUACGGUCCUACGAUUGCACUGCAGGAUGAGGCGAAGAAUCAGAACUGCCAGCAGGUGCUGUGGCUAUAUGGGGAUGAGGAGGAGAUCACUGAGGCUGGCACCAUGAACCUCUUCAUGUACUGGAUCAACAAAAGAGGCGAGAAGGAACUGGUGACCCCUCCCCUCGAUGGCAUGAUCCUCCCAGGAGUCACCAGGCAGUCACUGCUGGAUCUGGCCCGAGAAUGGGGCGAGUUUAAGGUGUCAGAGCGUACAGUAAGUAUGAGAGAACUGCUGGAGACGCUGGCGUCUGGACGGAUUCUGGAAGUGUUUGGUGCCGGGACUGCCUGUGUUGUGUGCCCAGUUGGCAGCCUGCUAUAUAAAGGAAAGACUUACAAAAUUCCUACCCCAAAGAAUGGUCCAGCUAUGAGAUUUCACAAAGAGCUUACCGACAUACAGUAUGGAAGGAAGAAGAGCAACUGGACACAGGUGGUUAUUUAGUUGAAUUUCAUAGCUGUCACUCAAGACCAGUGAUGAAGAUAGCCUCCCAGGACUUCAGCUCUAGUUACUGAUGCACAAUCUCUUUUUGUGUGUGUGGAGCACUCGUGUGGGCAGCUAUUGUUUCUCUCAGAACUGUACCAGUAUAGCUGUCUGUCACAUCUUCACUUUUCACUUCAAAGAUGUAGGAGCACUACAAGCAGUGUAAAGAGUAGGGUUCAACUCCACACUUUGUUUGGUUCACAGGAUUGUGUCUGAGCUUGGUUUGUAUUUUUAAAUAAAAAUAUAUUUAAAACAACA